AUGAACGGUCUGGUCCUUCUAUGGCUUGCGAAAGGAGCGAACCUUGCGCUUGCCGAACCAUUUGUGGAAGGAUAUUCGCGAAGCAUUAUUCACUCGCUGUCAACCCUCUCACAAGACGAAGAUUGGUAUAUGGCUUUCGCAAGGCGUCUUCUCCGGAAUUCAGCACAGCCCUUGGAGUUUGGUUCUAGCACAAGCCUUUCUGAGUUCAUGGCUCAGUCUGUGGGCAAUAAUCUGCGAUGGGAGGCUCUAGGCAUCUUUUUCUCGGCUGUGAGUCGAGCAACAUACGAUAUCCCCUUCUUUCCCCAAUUAUAUAUGACACGGGAAGAGCAGUAUGCUCUCCGUCAGCUCUGUACGAUGUUCAGUGACGCCUCGCUGGAAAUCGCUCUAUCUCUCGAUUGUCUGAAUGAUGUACAGCUUAUCUUACAAUACGAGAACUUCAUCAUACACUCGUAUGUCGACGGCGCUCAAAGCUAUCAUCCUUGGCGCAAACUCGGGGAUGUCAUGUCUUCCAUGUUUGCGCUGGGUUACCAUGAGAACAUCGAGACCAAAACAGAGACACCUCCCUUUCUCAUGAAGGUGCGAGAGACGGCUUUUGCGAGGAUCUACUCGGCAGACAAGAAUAUUGCCAUCUUUCUGGGGAGGCCGCCACGCAUGAGCAAGCGUUUCUGCCACUUUCAAAUUCCCUCAAGUUCUCCAGACUCACAGGACAAGACAGAAUGGGACCCGGAUGCAAAGCCUAGUUAUACAGAAGAAACACGCUGGUCUGCUCUGUGCGCUUCCUUGAAGGAGGAAAUUCUCGAGCUGGCUCGAGACAAGCCACAUGCAAGUGCAGAAAAGAUCAGGUAUAUCCUAACAGUUCGGAUAGUCGAAAUGAACCUGGCUAACAGCAGUAGUGCUAUUCAAGAUCGGGCCGAGGCUCAGUGGCGGGCACUGCCUCCGCAUUUCCGACUAGAGGGCAGCAUCAGACAGUACAUUCGAAAGUCACCAUUCGACCAAGAUUUCUUGAUUAGUGUACGGCUCAAUCAGCUCCAUGUUCUCUUUCUGCUUCGCCUGUUACUGUUGACCACUCUUGUCGAUCCCGACUCCUCGGUAGUCACCAUCGCCGGAGAGAUGCUUGCCCUGGUCGUUGAGGUUAUUCUCAAUCGAGACCAACUUACUAACUCUGGCACCGGGCUUGUUUGGAAGAUUGCACACUAUGGUCUACCCGCCGCUGGUAUAGUCCUGCUUGCGAUGCUCAAGCAGCAAAGUACGCCACUACCGCUCGGCAAAUCAAGGACAAGAAUAUUGCAAGAUCUCAGCAUUUUCGUGGCUGAAAUCCAGAUAGGAGCAAUUGUAAGGGAGGCAGACCCGAUCUACGGACUGAUCACCAAGGCUACACAAACGAUUCAACGAUUUCUCGAAUCCUUUUAUUCAGAGCCGCUACAUCCAGCGCCUGAUAUGGCAGCAGAUGAACAACGGGUCGAUGAUUGGGCAAGUGUUCUAGGACAAGAUCUUUGGGAUUUUGAAACCGGAUUCUGGCAGAGCUUGGCAGACCACCCUUCUUUGGUGGCUUUUGAUUCAGGGUUAACAGAGGUUUAG
Aspergillus affinis is the source of this 1578-nucleotide messenger RNA. Its product is annotated as fungal specific transcription factor domain-containing protein. The transcript has 3 exons. The record is from RefSeq and is a predicted model, not a curated record. Bases 1 to 1578 code for a protein of 525 amino acids. Lineage: Eukaryota; Fungi; Ascomycota; Eurotiomycetes; Eurotiales; Aspergillaceae.